Nannospalax galili (Upper Galilee mountains blind mole rat) is the source of this 4751-nucleotide messenger RNA. It is a transcript of the gene Mst1r, whose product is annotated as macrophage stimulating 1 receptor. NCBI's taxonomy places the organism in Eukaryota, Metazoa, Chordata, Mammalia, Rodentia, Spalacidae. The coding region runs from base 239 to 4444 and encodes 1401 amino acids. Gene Ontology annotation, biological process: positive regulation of kinase activity; regulation of GTPase activity; positive regulation of axonogenesis. The record is from RefSeq and is a predicted model, not a curated record. The transcript has 20 exons. Gene Ontology annotation, molecular function: protein binding; ATP binding; semaphorin receptor activity. Gene Ontology annotation, cellular component: semaphorin receptor complex; membrane.
GCUGGAAGAAGCACCUGGGGCCGCAGGUGAGGUGGCUGUUCCGUUCCCCCUGCCUGUGUACCUGCCGCAACGUGCUCAGACAAGGGGGCAGGGGGAAAGGUUGGGUUUCACAGAAACCCAGGGCCGGAGGGUCAGCCACCCCAGCAGCUUUCAGGACCGCUGCUUAACGCUGGUUUAGCUCAAACCUGAGUCUGGUCCCAGCCAAGUCCUGCAUCCGCUGGUCCCCAGCUCAACUUCUAUGGGCCUGCUUCUGCCUCCGCCACAGUCCUCUCUGCUGCUAAUGCUUCUUUUGCGGCUGCCGGUGGUGUCUAUGGACCCGGACUGGCAAUGCCCAGGAAUACCCUUUGCGGCCUCUCGAGACUUUAAUGUGAAGUACGUGGUCCCCAGCUUCUCCGCAGGUGGCCCAGUACAGGCUGUAGCAGCCUAUGAGGACAAUGAAGAUGGGAGUGCGGUGUUUGUGGCCACCCGCAAUCACCUACACGUGCUUGGGCCUGACCUGCAGUCAAUACAGAACCUGACCACUGGCCCUAUUGGGGAUCCUGGCUGCCAGACUUGUGCCACCUGUGGGCCAGGUCCCCAUGGACCACCAAAUGACACAGACACACUGGUGUUGGUUCUGGAGCCUGGUCUGCCAGCCCUGAUCAGCUGUGGUUCAACCCUUCAGGGCCGCUGCUUCCUGCAUGAGCUGGAACCCCGGGGAACAGCUUUGCACUUGGCAGCACCAGCCUGCCUCUUCUCAGCCAACCAUAACCGACCUGAGGCCUGCCCGGACUGUGUGGCAAGCCCCCUGGGCACCCGUGUGACUGUGGUUCAGCAGGGCCAUGCCUCCUACUUCUAUGUGGCAUCCUCACUGGAUCCAGAAGUGGCCAGUAGCUUUAGUCCACACUCAGUGUCCAUCCGCCGUCUCAAGGCUGAUGCCUCUGGAUUCCAACAAGGCUUUCCUUCACUGUCAGUGCUGCCCAAGUACCUCGCCUCCUACCCAAUCAAAUAUGUACACAGUUUCCACUCAGGAGCCUUUGUUUACUUCCUGACUGUGCAACCUACCAGUGUCACAAGCCCUCCUGGUGCCCUGCAGACACAUCUGGUCCGGCUCAAUGCUGUGGAGACAGAGAUAGGUGACUACCGGGAGCUGGUCCUGGAUUGUCAUUUUGCACCAAAACGCCGGCGCAGGGCCUCAGAGGCCAUACAGUCCUACCCUGUGCUUCAAGCAGCCCACGCUGCCCCAGUGGGUGCCAAACUUGCAAUGGAGCUGAGCAUCUCAGAGACCCACAAAGUGCUGUUCGGAGUCUUUGUGGCUAGCAAGGAUGGUGGCCGUGGCACAGGCCCCAGCUCUGUUGUCUGCGCCUUCCCUAUUUACCAGCUGGAUACCAUGAUCGAAAAGGGCGUGGAGCGUUGUUGUGACUCCACAGUUUCUCUUCCACCUCGACGAGGCCUCGACUUCUUCCAGACUCCCAGUCUUUGCCCUAAUCCGCCUGGUGAAGAGGUCUCCAGCUCCAUCUUCAGGUGCCGCUACUUCCCUUUGCUGGUCAGUGACAGCUUCUCACGUGUGGACCUAUUCAAUGGGCUGUUAGGAACAGUGAAGGUUACUGCACUGCAUGUGACGCGCCUUGGCAAUGUCACAGUGGCCCACAUGGGCACGGCAGAUGGACAUAUCCUGCAGGUGGAGAUAGCCAGGUCGCUCAACUACUUGCUGUAUGUGUCGAACUUCUCACUGGGCAGCAAUGAGCAGCCCAUCCAGCGGGAUGUUAGUCGCCUUGGAGAUGACCUACUCUUCGUGUCUGGGGACCAGGUCUUUAAGGUACCUAUCCAGGGCCCUGGCUGCCAUCAUUUUCUCACCUGCUGGCGUUGCCUGGGGGCACAGCAUUUCAUGGGCUGUGGCUGGUGUGGAGACAGAUGUGGCCGGCAGAAGGAAUGUCCUGGUUCCUGGCAACAAGACCACUGUCCACCUGAGAUUACUGAGUUCUAUCCUCACAGUGGACCUUUAAGGGGUAGUACAAGGCUCACCCUGUGUGGCUCCAACUUCUACCUGCGUCCUGGUGCUGUGGUACCUGAGGGAACACACCAGAUCACCGUAGGUCAAAGUCCGUGCCGACUGCUGCCUAAGGAUACCUCAAAUUUUGGUCCAGUGUUCCGCAAGGAGUUUGUAGACAAACUUGAGUGUGAGCUGGAGCCCCUGGACACCCAGACAGUGGGGACUACAAACAUCAGCCUUAUCAUCACGAACAUGCCAGCAGGCAAACACUUUCGGGUGGAAGGCAUCUCUGUGCUAGAAGGCUUCUCUUUCAUGGAGCCAGUGCUGACAUCAGUAAAACCUGACUUUGGCCCACGGGCUGGGGGUACCUAUCUCACCCUUCAAGGCCAGAGCCUGUCUAUAGGCACCAGCCGUGUUGUGUUAGUCAAUGGGACUCAGUGCCAGCUGGAACAGGUCAGUGAGGAGCAGAUUUUAUGUGUCACACCCCCUGGAGCUGGCACAGCAAGGGUCCCCCUUCACCUGCAGAUAGGGGGUGCUGAGGUGCCUGGCUCCUGGACCUUUGACUACAAGAAAGACCCGAUUGUGUUGGACAUCAGCCCUAGCUGUGGCUAUAGUGGCUCCCAUGUCACCAUCCGUGGCCAGCAUCUGACUUCAGCAUGGCAUCUAGUGCUGUCUUUCCAUGAUGGACAAAAUACAGUGGAGAACAGGCAGUGUACAGGGGAGUUCCCAGAACAACAUCAGUGCCGUUUGCCUGAAUAUGUGGUCCGAAACCCGCAGGGAUGGGUGACAGGAAAUCUGAGCGCCUGGGGGGAUGGAGCUGCUGGCUUCACACUGCCCAGCUUUCGCUUCCUACCCCCACCCAGCCCACCCAGAGCUGGUCUAGCGCCACUGAAACCAGAAGAGCAUGCAGUUAAGUUUGAGUAUAUUGGGCUGGGCGCUGUGGCAGACUGCGUGCGUGUAAAUAUGACUGUGGGUGGUGAGAGCUGCCAGCACGAGCUCCGAGGGGAUGUGGUGGUCUGUCCCCUGCCUCCCUCCCUGCAACUUGGCAAGUAUGGUGUCCCACUGCAGGUCUGUGUGGAUGGUGGGUGUCAUAUCCUGGGCCAAGUGAUACGGCCAGACCCAGGUGGGGUCCUACAGAGCACACUCCUUAUUGCUCUACUGGCCUUGAUCCUGCUCGUGGCUGUACUGGCCAUGGCACUGUUCUUCAAUUCCCGAAGGCGGAGAAAGCGAGCUGUUAUUCCCAACUUGGAUGACCUGGCAUCCCUGGAUCAGUCUACUGGAGCCAUGUUUCUGCCUAUACUUCACUCUGGCUCUGACUACAGAAAUGGCCCUGCACUCGCUGCAGUUAAUGGUACAGCAUCCAGCCCUCAAAGCCAUGAAGAAUCUUCAGAUUGUAGGGAUGGGACCAGGGUUCCACUGCUGCGAACAGAGUCCAUCCGGCUCAAAGAUCUGGACAGUAUGCUCCUGUCUGAAGUCAAGGAUGUAUUGAUUCCCCAUGAGAGAGUGGUCACCCAUAGUGAUCAAGUCAUUGGCAAAGGCCACUUUGGAGUUGUCUACCAUGGAGAAUACACAGAUGAGGCCCAGAAUCAAAUCCACUGUGCCAUCAAGUCACUGAGUCGUAUCACAGAGGUGCAAGAAGUAGAAGCUUUCCUUCGAGAAGGGCUGCUCAUGCGUGGCCUGCACCACCCAAAUGUCCUGGCUCUCAUCGGUAUUGUGCUGCCACCAGAAGGGCUGCCCUGGGUGCUGCUGCCCUAUAUGCGCCAUGGAGACCUGCUUCAGUUCAUCCGCUCACCUCAGAGGAAUCCCACUGUGAAGGACCUCAUCAGCUUUGGCCUGCAGGUGGCCUAUGGCAUGGAGUACCUGGCAGAACAGAAGUUUGUACACAGGGAUCUGGCUGCUAGGAACUGCAUGCUGGAUGAGACAUUCACAGUCAAGGUGGCUGACUUUGGUCUGGCACGUGACAUUCUGGACAAGGACUACUAUAGUGUUCAACAGCAACGUCAUGCUCGCCUACCUGUCAAGUGGAUGGCACUGGAAAGCCUUCAGACCUACAGAUUCACCACCAAGUCUGAUGUGUGGUCAUUUGGUGUGCUGCUAUGGGAACUGCUGACACGGGGCGCCCCACCAUAUCCUCAUAUCAACCCUUUUGACCUCACCCACUUCUUGGCUCAGGGCCGUCGCCUGCCCCAGCCUGAGUAUUGUCCCAAUUCACUGUACCAAGUGAUGCUGCGAUGCUGGGAGGUUGAUCCAGCAGCACGACCCACCUUCAGAGCACUAGUGAUGGAACUGGAACAGGUAGUGGCCUUACUGCUUGGGGACCACUAUGUUCAGCUGUCCACAGCAUAUGUGAACCUAGGCCCCAGCACCUUGGAUAAGGUGAACAUGUUUCCAGAACAGCCAGAGUCCUCACCUGUCUGUCACAGGAGUACAUCACGGCCCCGGCCUCUCUCAGAGCCACCUCUGCCCACCUGACCUAAGCCCUAAGCAGGCCCAUGAGAAUUGGACCUAUUUAGUGGCUUUGAGCUAAUCCCAAGCUGCUGCUUGUCUACGGCCAGCUGGAGAGCAUCAGAUCUCCAUCUCAUCCCUGCCCUUUAACCUUCUGAGGUUACUGGAGGUAGAGAUACAGCACAUUUAGGUCCAUCUCUCCAGAGUGAGUCAGUGAGAGCAAUCCUUUUGUAGCAUGUAUUUAUGGAGUGCCUUUUUGCACACUGUCUGCUGAACACAGAUAAUUCAACAACGAUCAUAGAGAUACCACUGUGUAAACAAUAAAUGCUAUUCA